AUGGCACAGACCAACAGCGGUGGGCAGGGGACCAACGGGGUAGCGGAUGAGUCCCCCAACAUGAUAGUGUACAGAAAGAUGGAGGAAGUAAUAGCACGCAUGCAGGAUGAGAAAAAUGGCAUCCCCAUCCGAACGGUGAAAAGUUUUCUAACCAAGAUCCCCAGUGUUUUUUCAGGUUCUGAUAUUGUACAGUGGAUGAUCAAGAAUCUGGACAUUGAAGAUCAAGUGGAGGCUCUUCACCUAGGAACUCUGAUGGCUGCACAUGGUUACUUCUUCCCCAUCUCAGACCACGUCCUCACUCUCAAAGAUGAUGGCACUUUCUAUAGGUUUCAGACUCCAUACUUUUGGCCAUCAAACUGCUGGGAACCUGAAAACACAGACUAUGCUGUUUACCUCUGCAAAAGAACAAUGCAAAAUAAAGCGCGUCUGGAGCUUGCAGACUAUGAAGCGGAGAGCUUAGCAAGGCUACAGAGAGCUUUCGCCAGGAAAUGGGAGUUCAUUUUUAUGCAAGCAGAAGCACAAGCGAAGGUGGACAAGAAAAGAGACAAAAUUGAGAGGAAAAUUCUUGACAGUCAGGAAAGAGCAUUCUGGGACGUGCACAGACCAGUGCCUGGAUGUGUGAAUACAACAGAAGUCGACAUAAAGAAGUCCUCCAGAAUGAAAAAUCCCCACAAAACCAGAAAGUCUGUGUAUGGGCUGCAGAACGAUAUCCGUACCCACAGCCCAACUCACACCCCUGCCCCAGAGGCCAAGCAGCCCACAGAAGAAGAACUGCAGGAACAGAUCACCUUUUGGCAAUUGCAAUUAGACAGGCAUCGACUGAAAAUGUCCAAAGUGGCAGAGAGUUUGCUGGGCUACACAGAGCAGUACGUUGAAUACGACCCCUUCCUCAUGCCUCCAGAUCCAUCCAACCCCUGGAUCUCAGAUGACACCACACUCUGGGAGCUCGAAGCCAGUAAGGAGCCAAGUCAGCAGAGGGUAAAGAGGUGGGCUUUUGGCAUCGACGAGGUCUUCAAAGACCCUGUGGGGAGAGAGCAGUUCCUCAAGUUCCUGGAGUCUGAGUUCAGCUCGGAGAAUCUCAGGUUCUGGCUAGCGGUCCAAGAACUAAAGAAGCGCCCCAUCAGAGAAGUUCCAACUCGGGUUCAAGAGAUCUGGCAGGAGUUUCUGGCCCCCGGAGCGCCCAGUGCCAUCAACGUGGACUCCAAGAGCUACGACAAAACCACCCAGAAUGUCAAAGAUCCUGGACGCUACGCCUUUGAGGAUGCACAGGAACACAUCUACAAGUUGAUGAAGAGUGAUUCAUACAGCCGUUUCAUCCGUUCCAGUGCCUACCAGGAGUUAUUACAGGCCAAGAAGAAGAAAAGUAAGAAUUUGUUCUGAAGGCUCUUGCUUCCAGUGGAAACCACUAGCAUCCAAGAGGCUGACCAGUCGUGUGCCAUCAUGCUAAAAUCAAUGCCAUCCCUCUCUCUUGGACAUGGAGAGGAAGACCAUCUCAU
Messenger RNA from Chelmon rostratus (copperband butterflyfish), 1496 nucleotides. It is a transcript of the gene rgs7a, whose product is annotated as regulator of G protein signaling 7a. The transcript has 17 exons. Lineage: Eukaryota; Metazoa; Chordata; Actinopteri; Chaetodontiformes; Chaetodontidae. Bases 1 to 1380 code for a protein of 459 amino acids. Gene Ontology annotation, biological process: intracellular signal transduction; G protein-coupled receptor signaling pathway; regulation of G protein-coupled receptor signaling pathway. The record is from RefSeq and is a predicted model, not a curated record.